Panicum virgatum (switchgrass) is the source of this 443-nucleotide messenger RNA. RefSeq lists its product as uncharacterized. The transcript is spliced from 4 exons. The record is from RefSeq and is a predicted model, not a curated record. Lineage: Eukaryota; Viridiplantae; Streptophyta; Magnoliopsida; Poales; Poaceae. Bases 15 to 368 code for a protein of 117 amino acids.
CCGGUGACGUUUAUAUGCAUGAUACUCACACUGGGCACAAUAUGGGGUUUGAACAUGAGUUUGACAUGCCAAUUCAAUUAGAAACAAGGGCAAAUGAAUUGCAUUCUGGUGACCACACCAACCAAGACAUCAACCACGCCACACCUAUGCAGUUGGAACAACACAUGGCCCUAGAAUCAGGGAUCCCAAUCCCUAUAGCUCAGCACAAUAGCCAUGACGAUAGUUUCCCUCGUUCUGAUAAUCACAAUAUACAGGAUGAUAAGGAAAUUGAAGACAAACCUUCACCUAUAUGUUCUCAGGUUCCCAUAAAUGUAACCAUUGAUCAACUCGUGCCUCCUAUUGCAGCUGAAGGAGCUAUUGAUGCCUGAACCAUUAUAGAGCAGGCAUCAACAUUGUUGAUUUUGUCGCCAUAUUUAGAUGGCUCCUGAUAAUGUCAGAAUUUG